Gekko japonicus is the source of this 948-nucleotide messenger RNA. Its product is annotated as olfactory receptor 6N1-like. Gene Ontology annotation, molecular function: olfactory receptor activity; G protein-coupled receptor activity. Gene Ontology annotation, biological process: G protein-coupled receptor signaling pathway. NCBI's taxonomy places the organism in Eukaryota, Metazoa, Chordata, Lepidosauria, Squamata, Gekkonidae. Gene Ontology annotation, cellular component: membrane. The transcript has a single exon. The record is from RefSeq and is a predicted model, not a curated record. The coding region runs from base 1 to 948 and encodes 315 amino acids.
AUGGAGCAUAUGGAGACAGAUAAUAAAACAACAGUAAGUACAUUUAUUCUUCUGGGAUUUGGAAAUACCCCUGAACUUCAGAUUCCUCUCUUCCUGGUUUUCCUAAUAAUCUACAGUCUGACCAUGACUGGAAACAUCAUCAUCAUUGUGUUAGUAAUCACAGAUCAUCACCUUCACAUCCCCAUGUAUUUCUUCCUUGGAAACUUGUCCUGUUUGGAGACUUUCUACACAUCAACCAUUCUCCCCAGGAUGUUGGCCAGUUUCCUAACAGGGGACAGAACCAUUUCUUUUAGGGGCUGCUAUAUCCAGUUUUACUGUUUUGGUAUACUUGGGGUUGCUGAGUGCUACCUACUGGCAUCAAUGUCAUAUGAUAGGUAUUUGGCAAUAUGCAAGCCCCUCCACUAUGCCACCCUCAUGAGCAGAAGACUCUGCUUUCUGUUGUCAGCUGUAACUUGGCUUUGUGGGAUAGCAGUCAUGACUUUACUAAUGUCUUUGAUGUCAGAGCUGAUAUAUUGUGGCCCCCAUGAAAUUGAUCAUUUCUUUUGUGACUUUACACCAGUGAUUAAUCUAUCGUGCAGUGACACAACACUGUUGACACUGGUGAGCCUCAUCGUGUCUUUCAUAAAUAUUGUUCCUUCUUUUCUUCUGACCGUGCUGUCUUACAUUUGUAUAAUUGCUGCCAUCAUACGAAUCCCCUCUUCAGAUGGGAGGAAAAAAGCCUUUUCCACUUGUUCUUCCCACCUCAUUGUAGUUUCCAUCUUUUAUGGUUCACUGAUGUUUGUAUAUGUGCUACCACAAAAAGAAGCUAUGAGAGAAGUGGACAAGAUGUUCUCGGUCUUCUACACAGUCUUAACCCCUCUAAUUAAUCCCCUCAUCUAUAGUCUAAGAAACGAAGAGGUUAAAAAAGCUUUAAGGAGAGCUGUCAACAAGUGUGGGUUUUCCAAGUGA